Messenger RNA from Ilyonectria robusta, 942 nucleotides. RefSeq lists its product as uncharacterized. Bases 127 to 615 code for a protein of 162 amino acids. The record is from RefSeq and is a predicted model, not a curated record. The transcript has a single exon. NCBI's taxonomy places the organism in Eukaryota, Fungi, Ascomycota, Sordariomycetes, Hypocreales, Nectriaceae.
CGGACUCGACCUCUGCUCCGCUAGCCUUCACAUAGCACGAGUAUUUCCCCCGAGCCGAUGGCACUACUCUACUCGGCGGAUACUGAUGCCAGCCACAUCUCAUCUCAUCUUUAGCUCAAAGGCGGGAUGCAUCAUGCCGUGUCCCAAAGCUUCCGCGCCGAGCUCCAUGGCCGUUACGCAUUCCGGCAUGGCUUUUUCUUGCUCUUUCGUCCCAAUGGCCUUAGAAGAGCGCCCAUCACAAAACACACACCCCAGCAAAGCCCUACAACCCCUUCCCCCCUGCUGCGACUAGUCAACCUGCUGCUGCUGCUGCUGCUGCUGCUUGCUCACUCGACCGCUCGACAGCCCAGGAGUCCCCCUGUAGGGAAUUGUUCCCCACCACUACCCGAGCUUCCUGUCGCUCUGCCCAUCGAACGCCCUACCGCUCCUCCGGAAUUUCGACAUGAGGGGUUGUUCGGUCUCUCUUUGGGAUUUGGCCUCACGCGCCUCCUCUGCGGUGCGUUCCCCGCAAGCCACCGUGCAAGCCGCAUCACACGCCGGACGUUGGCCGAAGGAACGGCGGUUUGCGCAUUUCACCUCGUGGGAUUUCGCCUCGGGAUCAGCCGUCGAGAGUAGUUCAGGUUGCUAAACGCUGCACCCCCGUGACGCCGACCCCAAGCCGUCAAGGAACCCUCAGCGUUUGGGCUUGUCAGGGUGUCCCCUGAGUGGCACCUCCCGUCCUUGUGGAACCGUCAUCAUCGAGAAAAACGGCCCCGUCCUGUCCAACAACCUGGGGGGGGGGUUGGCUCACCGUUCCAGCAGACAGGCAACUCUAAUCGUGGACGGUCUAGAGGCAAACGAGGCGUUCAUUCCUUCGACUAGGUGGAUUGUGCAUACGCGUGUUAGUAAUACAGAUGUAGAAGCCCAGAGUCCGAGAUCCUGGUUCCCAUGGUAGGGCCCUUG